Contarinia nasturtii (swede midge) is the source of this 1474-nucleotide messenger RNA. Its product is annotated as protein artemis-like. Gene Ontology annotation, biological process: interstrand cross-link repair; double-strand break repair via nonhomologous end joining; protection from non-homologous end joining at telomere. NCBI's taxonomy places the organism in Eukaryota, Metazoa, Arthropoda, Insecta, Diptera, Cecidomyiidae. The transcript is spliced from 3 exons. Gene Ontology annotation, molecular function: damaged DNA binding; 5'-3' DNA exonuclease activity. The coding region runs from base 105 to 1349 and encodes 414 amino acids. The record is from RefSeq and is a predicted model, not a curated record.
UCACAUUCAUAUGACAAUUCAUUGAACUGUUAAACGGUUCCUUUGUUUAUAUUUAUUUAUUUUAUUUUAUUUUUUGUUAAAAUAUAAGGAAAUCCUCAUCGAAAAUGAGCACAUUUUCGGGGUUUCUAGACGAAAUCGAAAAUGUAUCGGUUGAUCGAUUUACAGAGGCCAAUUUUCGAUCGCGAGCAUUUUUCCUUUCGCAUUGUCAUAUGGAUCAUAUGGUUGGAUUGAAUGAAAUAAAUUCAUUGAAUCAAUCGCUACCGGGCCCAUUGUAUUUAAGUGAAAUUUCCAAAGUCAUAAUCCAAAGGCGAUAUCCGACCAUCACAAAUUUAAUUGCUUUGAAAACCGGAGAGACAACACCAAUAUUGUUUGGCAUUUCGAUAUGUGAUAGCAGUGUAACCAAAAAAACAUCGGUUACUGCAAUACCAGCGGGUCAUUGUCCUGGUUCAGUGAUGUUUUUGUUUGAACAGGACAAUAAAAAGAUACUGUACACAGGCGAUUUUCGUUUAUAUCGUAAUGACAUCGAAACGAUGAUUGCGCUGAAAAAAUUUCACGAAAAAAUCAAUUUGGACUGUUUAUAUUUGGAUUCAACAUUUUUAUCAUUGGAUUAUCGAAAUUUUCCACGGCAACGCGAUAGUGUUAAUACAAUAAUCGAUUUGACUGAAAAUUGGCUUGAUGCACAUCCAAAGAAUGUUGUAUUACUACGACCGCCCGCCAACUAUGGCUAUGAAUUCCUCUUGGUGGAAUUGUCGCAAUAUUUUAAAUUUAAGAUACAUGUCGCUAAAUCAACAUACAACGAUUAUUUGUAUAUUCCAGAAUUUGAUUCAUACAUAAGCAGUAAUCCGUAUUAUUGUGGUCGAAUACAUUUGUGUUCGCCAGACGAUGGUAACACGGAAUGGAAAUCGAAGACCAGUACUUGUUUAUCCAAGUUGGACGAACGUCAUAUUUGUAUCAUACGACCGACAGCAAUGAAAUGGAAAAACUUGAAUGAAGAUGAAAAACACUAUGAGGACGUCGUCGGUGUGGCCAAUGCAUUUUCGGUAUGUUAUUCAAAUCAUUCAAGCUACGAUGAAAUUAAAUUUUUGAUUCAAUACCUUCGACCGACGACCGUCAAAUUGAAUGUGCUACCGAAUCAAAUAUGCCAAAGAAAUGAAAUGUAUAGCAUUUUAGAUGAUAUCACCAAAGAAUAUAAAGUAGAACAACCGCAAGAUGUUGACAUGGCCAAUGAAAAAUUGGUCAACACCAAAUAUAAUUUCUUAAAAAUGACAUCGUUUACCAACAAACGAUCCAUGUCCAUAGCCAAAGAUGACAUUUCACAACUGAAAAUCAAGCGACGUCGAAAAUUCUAGACCAAUUGUAGUAAAUAACAUUGUAUUUUAGCUAUAUUUGUAUGUUUUUUCAUCUUUUUUUAUUUCAUUUCUUUUUUUUUUACAACAAUUGUAUUUAAAGCUUAAAUAAAUCAAUUUUAAUACAC